This is a messenger RNA of Cutaneotrichosporon cavernicola, 213 nucleotides long. RefSeq lists its product as uncharacterized. The record is from RefSeq and is a predicted model, not a curated record. The coding region runs from base 1 to 213 and encodes 70 amino acids. The transcript is spliced from 2 exons. NCBI's taxonomy places the organism in Eukaryota, Fungi, Basidiomycota, Tremellomycetes, Trichosporonales, Trichosporonaceae.
AUGCUCACUUCGUCGCAGCUUUAUGCCCGGGCGGCCACCUUCGCCGCUCUCUCCGUCGCGGCACUAGCUCUCGCCGUGUCGUAUAUCUACUGCCCCAGCGGAAGUUUCUGCGGCGACUCUCACUACAAGUACCUCGUCCCGUUGCUGAUUCCCGUAACGGCGUGGUUUGCGAUUGCGAAUUGGAUCGGGUGGACAUACUUCCGCUUCGCCUAG